AAUUGGUUUUCUCUACCGUUACAUGAUUCCAACGGUCGUAUAAAACAUCCCUCUUUGAGGUGUGUGCAGCGUGGUCUCAGAAUUGAGAAUUCCCCUUUUCAUAGUCCUCAAUUUCCCACCUUUCCGCCCAAACCUUUAGCUCAAACGAACCCUUUCUGGUGUUUCAGCAAUAAACCAAGAUAACUAAUCAAUGGCUGCCCCUGAGGAAUCCAAAAAUCGUCGAUACGAAGAAAAAGAUGAAGACUUGUGGGAAAUCGGAGAGUCCGAGUCCGACCCAGAAUACGAUUCGGAUGAGUCAAUGAAGGACCCGACUUACAGCACUCUCGAAGAAACCCACGCCAAGUUCUCAAAUCUCUCGAUCAAGGGUAAAUCAAGGGCUCGAAUUGUUAAGGAUAAUGAUGUCGGUAGUGAAGCAGAAGUUGAUGGACAGGAGGUGGUUGUGCCUGAGCUGGACGAGAAGGAUAGACAAAGCUUUGAAAAUGUUCAGAAGAUUAUUGAAGCUAGACAGAUUGAGAAACUAAAAGUGGAGCAAUGUAAGCUGUACCUUAGGAAGAACGGGUUGAGACUCACCGGAAAUAAAGACACGCUUAUUCGGCGCAUUAAGGAGCAUUUAGAGAUUUUGAAUGGUGGAGGUGAGAAGAAGUACCCGGCAUCUACCUUUGUUUUGAAUUGUAAAGGGGAUGCAUGCACUGGCGAUGUCGUCAUGUUUGAACAAAAUGUUUAUGAAAUGUUUGACAUAGCAUCGCGGAGUGGAAGAGGCCCUCCAUGUGGAACAAGGAUUGUUGCAGGUAGGAUUGUGAAAGAAAGCUAUGGAGCUGCUAAACAGCAGCACACCUUUACAAUUGAAGUACUCUGGAGCAAAGGGGAGACACCACUUCCUCCACUCCAUCCCCUCCUAAUUAAGGGCCGGAACCUGUACCGGUUGAAAACUUUGAGACAGAAAUGGGAAGAUGAAGGGGAGAGGCAGAAAGUCUUGAUGGAAAAGCACUCUAGGGGAUCUCUUGCUAGGUCUGACAGGGAAGCACGGGUCCAAGAGAAGGAAAUAAGGAAAGUGCUCAAGACAAAUCGGGUUUCAAGAAAGGGAGGACCGAAAAAGAACAAGCCUCAGUUGAACUCAACCUCGGUGCUGAAAUCAUCUCUUCAACCUCAACAAUCUGUUUCACUUGUUAACUCAGCAAACCUACAUCAACCAGUUGGUAUAUCAGUUGGUUCAGGAAACAUGAAAGCAGGAGCUCAGCAGUUGGGAUUGUUUUCUCAUUCAGCAAAACCAGCAACUCAACCUCACCAAUCAGAAUUUACUGCCUAUUCGCAAAAACCAGCCACAGGACCUCCAGCUAUAAGCUCGGGCUUUUUUGUUGAUUCCAGAAAAGUGACAUAUCAGCCUCAACUGAGAAGGAACACUACAAUGCAAGAUAGGUAUUUCAAUCAAGCUUCUCAGAACUUGGAUGCGAGUACAAAUCCAAGCAACAUACAAAGAGUGUAUAAUAGAACUGGAGAGGCUCUGGUUAACAUCUAUGACAACAAAUCUAAUGCUUAUACUGUCCAAGGAAUAUCAUUCCAGGGUCAUCAAAGACAGCCGUUGGCAAGUGUAAACCACAUCCUUCCCACAUGUCGACAAGGGCAAAAGCAGAUGUGCCGACAUUAUGCUCAGGGUAGAUGUUACUAUGGAGAGAGAUGCAAGUUUUCUCAUGAAAAUGAAGUAAGGGAAGAAAGGUGGUCUCAGCAGCAAAGUUACUACGGAGAGAGAUGCAAGUUUUCUCAUGAAAAUAGUGAGGGAAGAGAGGUGGCCUCUGCAGCAAAGGAAUUUUGAGUUAUCAUGGAGACAGCGGCAAAUUUUCCAAUGAAAUGAGAGAGAAUUACAGAGGAAGGAUGAUGGAAGACAGGUGCCUCACGUGCAAAGGUGGUUUUAGAGGAAGCAAUAGCAGUUCUGGAGGAACAUGGUGAUUGAAUGAACAUGAGAAAUCUAGCUCGACUAGUUCAAUUUUGUUGAUAUUAUUUUGUUUCUCUGUGACUGGUGAACAACGUUUUGGCGAAGCUCAGUAGCUUCCGAGAUAUGUGGUUCCCACUAUUUUUCUGCAAUUGAAACAGCUCUUUUCGUUGUUCCUUGUUA
Pyrus x bretschneideri (Chinese white pear) is the source of this 2110-nucleotide messenger RNA. RefSeq names its product zinc finger CCCH domain-containing protein 62-like. Lineage: Eukaryota; Viridiplantae; Streptophyta; Magnoliopsida; Rosales; Rosaceae. The transcript has 9 exons. Bases 191 to 1810 code for a protein of 539 amino acids. The record is from RefSeq and is a predicted model, not a curated record. Gene Ontology annotation, molecular function: metal ion binding.